Molecule: messenger RNA, 1890 nt
Organism: Medioppia subpectinata
Lineage: Eukaryota; Metazoa; Arthropoda; Arachnida; Sarcoptiformes; Oppiidae
Source: the annotation of a GenBank genome assembly
AUGACUGUUUUGGACGCUCAACCUAGAUUACAAUCAGGAAUGGUUGACAUGACUGGUCCGCCGUUUGGUAAUUAUGACCAAUGCAUGGGUAUAGAGGGUCCCGAAGAAGACGAUAAGCCCAUAAUCCGUGGCCAGUAUUGCGGUAUUGAUCUGAGAGAUAAUGUGAUGUUGAAGUCCUUUCCGAGAGAAUACUUCGAGAAGUUAAGUGAAAAUCUGCCAAAAACUGAUACAUUUAACUACAAGAAUGCCUUCAAUCAGUUCUUUGAGAACUAUCGUCGAGUCUUCUAUCGGAUGACCACCGAUGAUAUGAUGGAUGCCAUGGAGUUUAUCGACAAUCAACUCUUUAAUAAUAUGAAAUUAAUAAACGGUUUCUGUUUGCCCACCACUUGUCAACCCCGGGAUGUGUCCAACGCUCUCAAUCAAAUCAUGUAUCCAAUCAUUCGCAUACCAAUCAUUUUGGACGACGAUUGUGAUUACGCGGAUAAACCAAUUAUACUUAAUAAGUAUCAACAGAUUUCAGUAAUAGGAAUAUCAUCAUUGGUAGUGCUGUUUGUGUUGAGCAAUAUAAUCAUGUGCUGCUCUCCCGACUCAUACAUCAGGCGUUUAAUCAAAGGUACUUUCAUCGAGUUUAUAGCGAGAUGUUAUUGGGCCAAAACCAGUGCCGCAUCCAUGUUCAGUUUAACGCAGCAUGGUAAAUUCAAGGCUUUGGACGGCUACCGGGCCUGUUUGACAAUUUGGGUGGUCAUACUUCACACCUACGAGUUUGGAAACAUUGUUGUAAACAAUAAAAACUACUUUCUCGGCUCAUCCCAUAAGAUGAUCCACGACUAUAGGAAUAUGAUUUUUCCUAAUAUUUUGCUCAUGGACAAUUUUAUGAUCAUUACAGUGUUUGACAAUAACAUGUUACAUAAUUUCUUAAUGUACUCAUCGAUGGACUUCCAACUAUACGCUAUGGCACCCAUAGCUUUUAUACUGUUGUAUCGGUUCGGCAGUAAAGGAGUGUAUAUGGUAAUCGGCCUCUUAUUUGUAGCAAUCGGACUACCUGUGUUUUACAAAUUUGUGCUUGGUCAUUUACAUGUGUACGAGAUAACGAGCCAUCCAAACCUCCGAGAAAUCAUGUUGGGCUGGAGUACACACUAUUGGGGCCCGAUCAAUUACAUUCAGACAUUCAUUAUAGGCAUGCUAUUGGCCUGCGCUGUACGCUAUCGACCCAACGUAUAUCUCGGCGGCACUAUUGUAUUCGGGCAUAAUCUGUCGUGGUUUGCAUGGCUUAUAUACGCCACGUCCACCGGAAGGGGAGGUUAUUUUUCUGAAAUACUCGGUUGGAAAGGGUUUAAAAUAGUAGAUAACAUGUCGCUCGAAAUCUAUAUUAUGCACGCGUUUGUGUUUGUCUAUAGGAUUGGUGUGCAAAGAGAGCACCGGACAUACAAUGAAUAUUAUAUUUGGUCGUCAGCGAUGGCAGACUUCGUGUUUAGUUAUGUGAUUGGAGUGAUCACCGGUUUUCUGGUGAGCCGUCCGUUUGCGGCGAUGACCACAGCAUUGCUUCGUCCGCCACAACGCGUCCCCAAAGCAGUGGUCAAUGAGGAGGGAUUGGACGCCAAGAAUACCCAUAAUAAAGAUAUUUUGGCCGAAAUUAUUGGAAAUGUAAAGAUGUUGAACAUUGAUCUUUAUAUCAAGAUCAAUUCGUUCACAUUUUCCGAGAGUAUCGUCAAAUUCAAGCGUUUGGAUCAGUUCCAGAAGAAUGUGACCAAAAAACUGGACCCAAUCAUGAAACGGGUGGCGCCGCGACUCUCGGAGUUUCUCUUCUACAUUGAUCUGCCGUCAGAUUGUAUGACAGCAUUGGCUCGUGUGGGACAAGCCAUCCGAGCGCAGGAGACCUGGGCUUUCAGA